AUGCCGGGACAAGGGGAUUUGGAGAGGCAGAUAGAGCAAUUGAUGGAGUGCAAGCCGCUGUCGGAAGCAGAGGUGAAGACUUUGUGCGAUCAAGCGAGGGCGAUUCUGGUGGAGGAAUGGAAUGUUCAGCCGGUGAAAUGUCCGGUUACUGUGUGUGGAGAUAUUCAUGGCCAGUUCUACGAUCUGAUCGAGCUUUUUCGGAUAGGUGGCAACGCUCCUGACACCAAUUACCUCUUCAUGGGGGACUAUGUCGAUCGUGGAUACUACUCAGUAGAGACUGUCACGCUUUUGGUAGCUCUGAAAGUUCGUUACAGAGAUAGAAUCACUAUUCUUAGAGGAAAUCAUGAAAGCCGGCAAAUCACUCAAGUGUAUGGAUUCUAUGAUGAAUGCUUAAGGAAGUAUGGCAAUGCCAACGUGUGGAAGUAUUUCACUGAUCUUUUUGAUUAUCUGCCCCUCACAGCACUUAUUGAAAGCCAGGUAUUCUGUUUGCAUGGAGGACUUUCACCAUCUCUUGAUACCUUAGAUAAUAUACGAGCUCUAGAACGUAUACAAGAGGUCCCACAUGAAGGACCUAUGUGUGAUCUCUUGUGGUCUGAUCCUGAUGAUCGAUGUGGGUGGGGCAUAUCACCCCGUGGUGCUGGCUACACCUUUGGACAGGAUAUAGCUGCUCAGUUCAACCAUAUAAAUGGCCUCACUCUGAUUUCAAGAGCCCACCAACUUGUCAUGGAUGGUUUCAACUGGUGUCAGGAGAAGAAUGUAGUAACGGUUUUUAGUGCUCCAAACUAUUGUUACCGAUUACUUUUUGUGAACUCAAUGCCUCCAUCAGCUGUUUGUAGUUCCUGCUUGCAAGAUGUGAUGAAGGCACGAGUCUUUUGGCUUGUAUAUUUUUUCCCAAAAGGAGGAAGCAGCAAUGACUUGUCAUGGUCGAAUAAAUAUUUUGGACCCGACACUGGGAUGAAGGUUGUGCAAAUUUGA
This is a messenger RNA of Fraxinus pennsylvanica, 975 nucleotides long. NCBI's taxonomy places the organism in Eukaryota, Viridiplantae, Streptophyta, Magnoliopsida, Lamiales, Oleaceae. The record is from the annotation of a GenBank genome assembly.